Molecule: messenger RNA, 813 nt
Organism: Acaulospora colombiana
Lineage: Eukaryota; Fungi; Glomeromycota; Glomeromycetes; Diversisporales; Acaulosporaceae
Source: the annotation of a GenBank genome assembly
AUGCCCGGGAUCAAGAGGAAUCGAUCCUUGAUGAAGCUGAGAUGGGACACGAGGCAGGCUUUCCUACGGUAUAAAGUCAGAGAUAUGAGCGAUGAUGGAACCUAUGUAUGCUCACCUAUGACAUAUCGAGGAAGGAAUGAUAAGAUAGUUCCUCUUGCUGGCCAUUGCCAGAAAUAUCGAGGACAGGCGUGCUGUCCGUCGACGACCUCUUCGUCAAACGAGACGAGCGAGAGCUCUGUGAAGCGUCGGAAAUUUUUCGACUGUGAGGAUGGGCGUUCGAGAGGGAGGUCGAAGGCGGCACUCGUGGGGGAUGGUGUAAACAUGGAGGUGAAAGCGGCAAAUUUGCUCGACAUAUUGAAUGGCAGCUGGUUAUAUUGUGCGGGUACUUCUGGGGGUGGGAAUUGUCUGUAUAAUUGUCAAGUAACGCCCACAGGGAGCUUGACUGAAUGGACUUGUACGUAUCGCCCGGCCUGGGCACCCCGCAUAGGUCGUUUGGGCAAAAGCGUUUCGCACGGAUCGCAUUCCAGUCCUCUGGAGCUGGCGCUUGAGCUAAAGACGCGCGGGGCCAUAUGGCCGUCUGAUUCCUCUGCGGAAGAGGACGUCCAGGAAUUUCACGGUGGAGCACUGCUGUUCUCCAAAAUAAGCACGGACCAAGAACGUUACAGAGAAUACUCCAUAGCAUCGACUCUGGUCAGCGUGAAAUAUUCAACGCAGCAAGUCGACUACACUUACAUGUCUUUGGAAGGGGUUCAAUCAUUUCUUUCAACAUCUAUAGGAAGUUUAUCACGUCUAGCUACCGUCACAUUUUCGUAA